AGGACCAUUGGUUUGCAAUUUUGCUGUCGCGAGUCGUUGGAAGACAGAAAUCCUGGGGGUUUUUUUACUGACCAACGACACUCUCUUAGAAAAGGUUCUUGUUCCUUAAUGCGCUCGGGAAAGCGAAGUUGUACUUGAGAAGAAUAAAAACCUAACUUCUUUGAAGCAUUGCGACCAGAUAAGUAUCCUCUGACACUUCAUCUGAUGUGUUUUAGCCACGAGCAACUAGGAAGGGAGACAUUGCCUCCAGUCUUGGUGGUUACGCAGUGGAAAUUCUAGUUUCUGUAUGCCGCUACGACUGCUCUAACCACGCGAGCAUUUUGAGAGCGGUAAAGGCUCGGAGGACGGGGCGACGAUCUCUAGCUGGGCUUCCUCGUCAAAAUCAUCUUGCAGUCUAGCAGAGGCUGCAUGGUCGCGAGCUGCGUAAUUGGACGUCGCUUGACCGCUUCGGCUAUGACGACAAGAGCGACUUGCACACAAGUCGUUCGUUUUUGAUCUACUCAACCAUUGGCGCUGAAGUGGUUUUGUAUGAUCCGACGGGAGUUGCAGUUGAUCUUCGACAAGCAUUUAUUUAGGAACAGGUAAAGCUAAAGCAGGUGCAGGAUUUUGUCAUGUGGUUACUUUUGUGUGAUAAGCGAAAUCGGUGUUGCGGUGAACGAGCUGCAGAGUCCAAACAGAGUUCAUGAGCCUUGAUUAUCACUAGAAGCACGGAUAUAUACGUUGGUGGAUAGAUCAUGGUUUUCGCUUUUGUUGUUUGUUUGCUAAAAGAUAUGUGACGACUGUGCAGAGCACACGCACAGAAUACUUCGUAGACUACACGCGUGGAUGUGUUUAUUCUUGCCUUUGCAAAUCAGCAGCAGCCUAAUUCCGCUGAUUUGAGGACCUAUACCGAAAUGAUUUCGUUUUGGUCGAAGGGUUGAAAGAAAAAAAUUUCCUCAACUUAAAUCAGAUGAGUGAUCUGAGCGAGAACGAGGAUGUGGAUGUGGACAAGAACGACAACGUCGUCGUGGAAGAGCGGGCGAAACUGGAUUUGGAGCGCCAGCCCCCGCGCGCGCGGUCUCCGUCCAAGCAGCCGGAGCGCGACAAGCGGGCCGGGUAUGAGGAGUUCUGGAAAAGGCCGGACUCGCGGGGACGCGCCCCCGCACCACCUCCCCCUGACACAGUAGGUCCUCCGCGGCGCCGCAGCGGAAGCCGCGGUCGACGCCGGUCCCCACCACGAGCACCUCCAGGGAACAACAGAUCCGCGUCCCCCGGUAGGAGUAGAUCCCGAAGUGGGACAAGCAGGCGCCGAGUGUCCGCACCCCGCGGCCCGCCACCUGCGGCGCGCAGGGCCAGAUCCACUUCGCGUAGCUUGUCACGGACCCUCCUUUCCGGGCCCCGUCGUGGUUCCCCCGGCCGCAGAAGAGAGCGUCCGCGCUCGGGAGACAGCCGGCGGCAAGCAAGGCCGCGUUCCCGCGGCCGUUCCCCGGGUGGUCCGAGAAGAAGCCGAGGUCGACGAAGAUCCUCCAGUGCAGCCCGGAGACGAGGGGGACCCGAGCACUACUACCAACAUGGCGACGCGAAGGGCGGGAAGGGCGAGGGAAAGACGGGCGCCGGCAAGGGUUCGGGGGGAAAGGAGUGGCGCGAGGAGCUGGAGAGGAUAAUCUAUGUGGCAGAAUCCGAAAAGAUAAAGAAGGUGAUGCGCACGCACGAAGACCCGGAUAUGCGCGAAAAAGUGAAGCGGAUGAUGACGCUUUUUGACGCAACCCUGGAGUCCGAAGCCGAGGGGGGCAAGAACAAGCGCGCCUCGAAAGAGCGCAAGAAAGACGAGGCCAAAGCAGGUGAGAGCAAUGAAGACGAGGACGAAGAAUCGGAUUCCGAGGAAGUGUCGGAUUCGCAGCUGUCGGAAGGUGCCCCCACUGCGGAUUUACGCAGAGGUUCGUACGACGACGAGGAUGCCCAGGAUUCCAUGAUGGAAGUGCGCCGGCGGCUGUGCGCAAUUUUGAAUGGGUGUGACCCAGGACCAACGGGUCACCCUGCUGAGAAGGCGGCAGCGAAAGAGGAUUCAGAGCCGCUCUCGGACAUGUCUGAGAUGUCUGAUUAUUCGCCGAACAAGGAACUCUGCGAGGCGAGGAGAAUUCGGGCUAGAGACGCGCACCGCGGUGGGAUGGACCGCGCAGUAUACCGGGAGAGUAUUACAAUGAAAAAUGCCCCCUCCCCAUAUCAAAACGGAAAUCUGUGAUGCAGAUUUGGGGUCACAAAUCAGCUUUGUGAUGCUAGACGGCAAAAGAUGCGGACUGUAGUGCUGUCUAGCGUGGGAAAGCCUUGCAGCUCCAGGAUGACAGGAGGCAACUGGAAGUGGGAAACAGCAUGACAGAGUGCCUGCAAUUUAGGCCGCAGCUUCGUCUCUUGGCCUUCUAGCAAUACAAGUCGACUUGUGUACUCAAAUACAGCAUAUCUGGUUCGCCCAUUUUGUCAUCUGUCUGGUUCGCUCAUUUUGCUGCCACGACUGUUUGGUCCCCGGUCCCCUGAGGCGGGGGGAUACGGGUUACCUGGUCGGGAUGUCGCGCGGAAGGUGUCUCUCACGUCCCUAGCUCUUCGUACUCGCCGCUGAGUACAGUCGAGCGCCUUGGUUGAUUGCCACACUGUUUCAUAGUGCUGAAACGACCCGGCUUUCACUAGGGGGAGCAUUCGUACACUUUGUGCCCUCCGGGACUAUGCCUCUGCUUCCGUCUAAACUGAGGGGUCCACUUAUCCCUCUCGGUAUUCGGUCGCAGGGAAGGGUUGCCGGGGUCUCCCUCGCAUCGGUUCUCGAUGUCGGGUGUGAGUUUGUGACUGCGGGGGCAGUGGUUGGCUUAGGUUUGUGGAGUACAUCUGAAAAGAGGCUCCCACUCCUUCUUCCAGGUAGCGAUCCUAGAUCGCCGCCACGCGGAGCCACCCCCGUAUUUCACCCCCAGGGGGUUGUGGACCUGGCAAAACCGAUGAGUUCGGGCUGCUGACUGUUCCACCUCUUCCGAGAGCGAUCAUGUUACGCCUCACGCCUCAAAUACAGCAUCACAAAUUCGCGCAUCUUCCGUUUCCGAUAUGGGGUGGGGGCUUUUUUCACUUUGAUAGAGAUUAUGGAGAAGGAAAAUCGGACAAAUUUGAAAAACAAAGUCCGCGCCUUUUUUGAUUGCAGGAGCAAGAAGAGGGGCGCGGAGGCGUUCUGGAACAAGAAGGGGGUGGAAGAGGGGGUGUGUGAGGUCCUGAGCCACCUCGCAACCUCGGAGUUUGACGACGCGCAAGCGCGCGGGGUGAUCGACGGCCACUGGUUUCCCGCAGCGAAGGAUGUGGAUCCGGUGUGCUCGCUGGGGUUUGACUUGAUCAAUGCCCUCAUCUCCUUGAUGACAUUCGACACGGGAAUGUCGGUGAGGAUGGUAGAGGACGUCAAGCGCCGGUUCUUCUGCGGCGCGCAAGACACGCCGCUGCUGAAGAAGGGCGGGAACGAAGAGAAUCAGAAAAAAGAGAAGGAGUUCUUCGAGAAUAUCAACACGGACUUGCCGUCCUCGAAUGAGAUACUAGCCGGCGUUCACGACAUUUUACCAGGCGUGGGGGCUGAUGUACAAAAUUUGCUUGCAGACAGUCUCGGACAGCAGUUGAAGGUCGGGCGCUAUUCGCUGAAAGAAGUUCUCCGGAAAAGGAUCCAGGAAGUGCAGGAGAAGCAGCGCCAGCGCCGUCUCGCUCGCGAGGACCAGCGAGCGGAAAGAGCGUGGAUCAAGGAACAAAGGGAAUGGGAAAAGGACCCGAAAAUGCUUGAGCAAGCCUUGUCUGGGAAACGGAACGCGACUGUGCACCGGACCGAACGGCAGAAGCACCGCAACGAGGCUGCCGACCGGAAGGAGCAGGCCGGAUCGGGGCCGACCACCCGACACGAAAAACUCCGAGAGUACGCCAAGUUGUGGCUGAAAGUCCACCCGGGGUAUCGACCCACCAAAAUGCAUUGGCAGCAGGUAAAGAUUGUGUUUGGGAAACCGCGAUUGAGAUUUUAUAUUUUAAGAUUUCAUCCACAUCCCGGCUGCUCUUCCUCUUCCGAAAAGGCGCUUACUUUUUAGCGCACUUUUAAUGCCACACCGCCGUGGUUCGACUUCGAAUCAGGUAGGCUGUAGAAUUUGGAAUCCAUAUUCGAUUCGUUCUUGAGCUCGGGAGGUCGUUUGUCCCUGUAAAUGCGCACUCCUGCCGCGGAUGUGAACGCUGCGCGCGGCGCUUCAUUGUUGGCAUGCUCGGUUCGGAUAGCCGCAGCGUCGCGUGGUCUACUGUUCAUCUCCGCUCGUCUUUCCACUGACAUGAUGUCUUUUUCCCAUUUUCUACAGAUGCAGGCCAUCUCGAGUAUUGUGGAGCAGCGCAACGACGAUAUUAGUAAGGAUGACCCAAAGUCUGGAAAGCGCAUGUUGUUGCGCGGUUUGUUUAUGGCCCGCGAGUAUGAGGAGCUGUGGGAAAACGAACGGGGCUAUUGCGACCAGGCUCGACACAAGUACAUGGAUUUUCAGCCCGGGGCGGAGUUUUAUCGCGAGUUCGGGAAGUGGUGCUUCGAGCAGUAUUGCAAGGGCAAGGGACUGGACCCGAGGGAGGAGCGGGAACGCGCUCGAGCCCGCCGGGACCGCUACGAAGGCAAAGGGUUCUACUAUGAGGAUUUUUACAAGGGGAAGGGCAAGUAUGACGAUUUUUACAAGGGCGGAAGGCCCGGGGGCUACUACGAUGACCGCGAUAGGAAUAAAAGUGGCUACAAGGGAGACCGCGAGGACCGCUACUACGACUACGCCUACAAGGGGUACGAACCCGAAUACUAUUCGGGUCAGGGUCCUGGUUGAACAGCUUAGCCUCUCUUUAGCAUACUUAGCAAGUCCGUGGUCCUCAAUAAUACUAUCUAUGAGCGACGGCAUAACCGACUAACCUGCCGUGCAUCGGCAAGCGCGAAUGGCGCCGCUGCCAAAGAGAAUUUAUCUUGGAACUGGCAUAGUACCUAAGAGAACGAAGAUGGAGAAAUCUUAAGAUUCUUGCAUCCACCUUGCGGUUGCGUUUAUGAUAUCAAUCAAACAGUAAGUGCAACAUCAUACCGGCUACCUGUCUGAGUUAAUCAGACUGUCUGUCGCUGCGUGUUCUUUUGCGAACACAGAUGUGCAGCAGCUGGCAUCGACUACAUCUACAGCAGCCGCAAAGUCGAUUUGAAGAUAAAGGUUUUUAUAAAGUGAAGUUGAGGAAAGCGAAUCAUUCGCUUUCUUGUUUCCAGGGCCACCCCCGCCUCUUUUGCAAUUUCAUAGCUUGAAAGGCGACCGCUACGAAGACCGAGACCGCCACAUGGGCGAUCGCUACGAAGAGCGAGAACGCGACCGGGACCGCUCUCCCCGAGCUGUCAAAGAGAGUUCGACCUAUGACAACCGGGAUCGGGACCGUGACCGUGACCGUGAGCGCAAUCGGGAGCGCGAUAGGGUGGACCACGACAGUAGCUACAAGGGCGGGCACAGAGGCGGGUAUGACGGCCCUUACGAUAAAAGCUAUGGAAUAAAAGGAGGUCCUUAUUACGGAAGCGGACAUUUUGGAGGUCGUGGUCGUUCGCGAUCUCGGUCUCGUACCCCACCGAGGAAGCCGGUUGUUGGCACGUCGCGCUACAGUUAG
Molecule: messenger RNA, 5631 nt
Organism: Amoebophrya sp. A120
Lineage: Eukaryota; Dinophyceae; Syndiniales; Amoebophryaceae
Source: the annotation of a GenBank genome assembly